Messenger RNA from Mesocestoides corti, 2004 nucleotides. NCBI's taxonomy places the organism in Eukaryota, Metazoa, Platyhelminthes, Cestoda, Cyclophyllidea, Mesocestoididae. The record is from the annotation of a GenBank genome assembly.
AUGUCACCAAAGUCAGUAGACAGUCGUUACUUGCUGGUCGACUGGGCGACUACCGAGUACAGGGACCAGCUGUCGCUGCUCCUCCUCCUUCUGACAACGGUCUCCAUCAAAAUAGUCCAUUCACAGUUUCUGGCAAGCCGAUUUCUCAACCUCCUCCCUGAGUCACUGUUGCUCAUCUGCAGUGGAGCAAUCAUUGGUGCACUGAUGACCUACGUCCUUCCGGAAAACCUAGACGGCGGUCUGUGGAGGAUAACCCCGCGCUCGUUCUUCCACUACCUCCUUCCAAUCACCGUGCUUGACGCCGCAUAUCACCUCUACAACCGGGCGUUUGCCGACACGAUAGUUGCUGUCGUCGUGUACGCUGUCUUCGCAACCGUCCUUAACAUGAUCCUAAUCGGCGUCUGUCUGAUUGCUCUCGAGAAGGGCGGCUUGUUUGUUGGAAAAGGCGUGGUUUUUGGUAAUCAACUUCUGUUUCUUUACGCCUCAUUUAUCGUAGCAGUGGACCCUGUCGCGGUGUUGACAAUAUUUCACGAGAUUGGAGUCGACCCUAGCCUCUACUACCUGGCACUUGGUGAAUCCCUCUUCAACGAUGGGGUCACUCUGGUCCUCUACAAGAUCGUCAAGGGUUUUCUUGGGGUGAAAGAGGUGACGCUGAAGGGCAUAGUUGCAGGCAUUGGCGCCUUCCUCACGAUCAGUUUUGGAGCAAUUCUCGUGGGCCUGUCGUUGGGAAUAAUUGCCUGUCUGGUGACGAGGUGUCGAUCGCAAUUCGAGGUCGCCUUUCUACUGGGCAUCGCUUACGCGUCCUACAUUGUCGCAGAUGUACUUGGGUGGUCUGGUCUGGUUGCUCUGAUCACCUGUGCAAUGCUCCAGGCUGCUUACGCCUUCCACAAUCUGGAAGAGAGCGAUCUAGGUGCCUUGCGAUGCAUCACCAGGCAGCUAAGUGAGCUCUGCGAAGGCAUAAUUUUUCUCUUGAUCGGGAUCAAGUUCGUGGAGAAACAACUCAAUUGGCACUUUCCAUUCAGUCUCUGGUCUCUCCUUGCAUGCCUUGUAGUUCGAGCUCUUGUUGUCUUCCUGUUGACCUUCGGCUUGAAUAAAUUCUUCCUCGAUUUCUCCACCAUAACCUUCACGGACCAGUUCAUCUUGGCCUACGGUGGCCUGCGGGGGGCGGUUGCGCUGUCCCUGGCAAUCAUGGUUGACAGGAAGAAGGUGGGUCAGAAGGUGUACGACAUCUUCGUCACCUCAACCCUCUUUACAAUCCUCUUUACUGUGGGCGUAAUGGGUCCUACGAUGCGUCCACUCGUGAAGGUGCUCCACGUGAAGCUCGCCCAGAACAAGACCAUCAGCCUUGUCCGCGAGCUCAACGACAGGAUGAUCGACGAGAUCACAGCCGGUGUGGAAGCCAUCACGGGGAGGUACGGAAGGAAUUCCCUCCGAGCCUGCUUCGUUCGGCUCGAUGAGGACUACAUUCGGGGAUUUCUGCAGCGCGAUCCGUUCACUUACAACGCGGGUAUAGUUAGGGUCUACGAGGAGAUGGCACUAGUCCUGCACCACGCCUCCCUCCAAUCCCCGCAGAGAGCCGCAACAAUCAUGCGGAACCUUCCAUUGACCAUCCAGACACGUCAGUUCCAGGUGAUGGACAAGGAACACCGCGCAAGUAGGCUGGAAAUGCGACGAGUGAGGCGUUUGUCGGCGAGUUACUCUCUCACUGGCGGUCUCCGUCGACGCAGGAACGCCAGAUUUUACUACGAGGAGACCCCUGACGGAGUGGCAUCGCAUCGGUACGGACGGUUUCGUCGAUUCAGCUUCUUCUACGAGUUGCCUCGCUUUCUUGCGGCGAAAAAGGCCCUUGUGCUGAAGAUGUCCUCGCAAGCUGAGGAGACGUCUGCGUCCGGCGUGACGCUUACUUCCAAUGCUUCCGAGAUUCGAUCGGAGAAGGAGGAGGAGGAGGGGAAUAAAGAAAAAAAUCAACUUACCAGAAACAUCAGCGAGGAGGAUCAGAGGUAG